AGGCAUUGCACCAGACACAACGGGAACUACGGAGGCCGAGGAGGGGGUGUGUAUCUCUCUCUGGGUCCUUUCCCUCCCAGAAGCCCGCGGGCGGCCUGGGUGCUCAAGUUCUACUUCCACGAGGCGCUGCGGGCCUUUCGGAGUAGCCGGUACGGGGACUUCAGGCAGAUCCGGGACAUCAUGCAGGCGUUGCUUGUCAGGCCCUUGGGGAAGGAGCAUACGGUGUCCCGGUUGCUGCGAGUUAUGCAGUGUCUGUCGCGCAUUGAAGAAGGGGAAAAUUUAGACUGUUCCUUUGAUAUGGAGGCUGAGCUCACACCCCUGGAAUCAGCUAUCAAUGUUCUGGAGAUGAUUAAAACAGAAUUUACACUGACAGAAGCAGUGGUGGAAUCCAGUAGAAAACUGGUCAAAGAGGCUGCUGUCAUUAUUUGUAUCAAAAACAAAGAAUUUGAAAAGGCUUCAAAAAUUUUGAAAAAAUACAUGUCCAAGGACCCUACAACUCAGAAGCUAAGAACUGAUCUCCUGAACAUUAUCCGAGAGAAAAACUUGGCACACCCUGUUAUCCAGAACUUUUCCUAUGAAACCUUCCAGCAGAAGAUGUUGCGCUUCCUAGAGAGCCACUUGGAUGACACGGAGCCCUACCUCCUCACGAUGGCCAAAAAGGCAUUGAAAUCUGAAUCUGCUGCUUCAAGUACAGCGAAGGAAGAAAAGCAGCCAGUCCCAGAGCCAGUGGAAAAGCCACUGAGAGAGCCUUCAAGACAGCCCCGGAACACUCCAACCACCAUUGGAAUCAGGACCCUGAAGGCAGCUUUCAAAGCUCUGUCAACUGCACAAGACUCAGAGGCGGCUUUUGCAAAACUGGACCAGAAAGAUCUGGUACUUCCUAAUCUAGCAUCCCCAUCAUCACCAACCCACAAAAACAAGAGACCCAGGAAAGAUGAAAAUGAAAACUCAGCUCCUGCUGAGGGUGAGGGAGGCUCAGAACUGCAGCCCAAGAACAGUCGCAUGACAAUAAGCAGAUUGGUUUUGGAGGAGGACAGCCAGAGUACUGAGCCCAGCCCAGGCCUCAACUCCUCCCCGGAGGCCAUGUCAGCAUCACCAUCCAAGCCCAGAGCUCUCAACCAACCCCACACAGGGGAGAAGAAUCCCAAAGUGUCCAACAAGUGGAACAGCCCUAAUGGGCUUGAAGGAAAAGAAAUUUGGAUGGAAGAGGACCAGCUGUUUGAAGUUCAGGAAGCACCAAAUGAAGACAAGUCAGCCACUUUUGUAACAAGAAAGCAGAAGUGGACCAUAGAAGAAAGCGAGUGGGUGAAGGCUGGAGUGCAGAAAUAUGGGGAAGGAAACUGGGUUGCCAUUUCUAAAAGUUACCCCUUUACUAACCGAACAGCUGUGAUGAUUAAAGAUCGAUGGCGGACCAUGAAAAAACUUGGCAUGAACUGAAAAAGGCUCUCAUUUCCACAGGAUUCACAAGAACAUGGUCUGAACAGUAGUCACUGAUGUUCUGAUGUCUUUCAGAAACUAGACUGAGAUGAGAAUUGUGGGCAACCUCUUUCUGUCCAGGGAGGUUCCAUGUACACUCCCAUCACUGUUGGAAUUGAUGGAGCUGAGAAGUAAAGCCAAGUCCACCCCGUGUCUGCAGCAGAGGUGACAGGCACACAGCUUGUACAGUACCAGAAUAUCAUUAGUGUUUCCCUUUAGUGGUUUGCUUCAUUUUGAUCCCCAGUAAUCCAUAGAACCUUCUCCUAAGAAAUGAUGGAAUCCAUUAGGAGUACUUACGAUCUCAAGACCUGUUAAAUCCAGCAAUGUGAGCCUUAUCUGGAAUGUACUUAAUCCAAUCUUCAUUGAGUGUCGGCCUCCUAACUCAAGAACAAAGGAUCUCUGUGUGUUGAGCCCAGACGAGAGAUUGUCAGUCCUUGUGAAAUCUGAUUUCUUUUAAAAAUUGUGUAUCCACUUGCAUCUUCAACCCUGGACCUAACUGCCUUGGCAUUCGCUGUUAACGAAUGCUGGGCUACAUGGCAGGUUUAUCCUCCACACUUUUCAUGUGGUUAAACAAGUGUUCUGUUUUGUUUUUUGUUUUUUUUUUUUUGUUUUUUUUUUUUUUUGGUAGAAUGGUGAUUGUAGAUAAGCUUAGCUUCCCACCGCACCCCAAACCCCUUCUCAGAGCCUUUCCUUAUGCUGUACUUUUAAAGCUUAAAAAUCAAUCCUGGUUGAAUACAAUGCCUAACUCAUCCUCUGUGAAAUGGUUGCUCCCAUACUUCCCUAGUUGUGCUAUGUUCGUGUCUUAUACAGGAAUCCAACAUCCCUUUUCCUUUCGUACAGUGUUGUGCUUGCUUUUCUCUCAGACAACUUAAAAACUGUCUUUUCAGCAAAACAAAAAUGAAAAAAAUUCAGUUAA
Cricetulus griseus (Chinese hamster) is the source of this 2392-nucleotide messenger RNA. Lineage: Eukaryota; Metazoa; Chordata; Mammalia; Rodentia; Cricetidae. The record is from RefSeq and is a predicted model, not a curated record.